This is a messenger RNA of Sinocyclocheilus rhinocerous, 1246 nucleotides long. RefSeq names its product HSPA (heat shock 70kDa) binding protein, cytoplasmic cochaperone 1 (gene hspbp1). Lineage: Eukaryota; Metazoa; Chordata; Actinopteri; Cypriniformes; Cyprinidae. The record is from RefSeq and is a predicted model, not a curated record. Gene Ontology annotation, cellular component: endoplasmic reticulum. Bases 221 to 1246 code for a protein of 341 amino acids. Gene Ontology annotation, molecular function: adenyl-nucleotide exchange factor activity; protein binding. The transcript has 8 exons.
GAAGAAGAAUAAAGUUCAUGACGUCUUUGCGCGUCGACGGUUUCCGCACGAGCCGCCGAGCAGCAAAGAUCUGGAAGCUUCUGGGGCCGCAAUGAUCAGUUUAUAUUAGCGGUGUUUCUGAUACCCGUGCACGUUAUUAGUACUGCUGCGGGGAAACUGUUUGACACACGGCCGUGUAACGUCUACCGCUAAUAAACUUUGGCACACAGCAUUUUCAAAGAUGGCAGAAGGCAGAGGUAACAGGAAUCACCCCCGCAAUUUGCAAGGUGUGCUUCAGAUGGCUGUGGAGGCCGGUUCUGCUUCUGAAGGUCCUGCUCCACGAGAACCCAUGACAAAAGAGAGGAUGGAGUUUCUGAGAGGAGCUCUUGCAGAAGUGUGUAAAGGACAGAUGGAUGAGGUCGAGCAGAUGAAACAGUGUUUGGCAGUGCUAAGUAGAGAUGAAUGCAGGGGGAGAGGGAGUGAGGAAGAGGAGGAGGAGAAGGAUGAGCGAGAGGAAGUGCUGGAAAUGCUUUCUGAGCUCUGCGAGAACUUGGACAAUGCCAGAGAUCUGAUGAAGCUGGGCGGGCUGGAUUUGUGUAUGUCACGGUGUCUCUGUCACUCCGAGGCCGGGAUUCGAUGGAGGGCGGCUCAGCUUAUUGCCAGCUGUGCCCAGAAUAUGCCAGAGGUGCAGUUCUACCUGCUCAACCAGGGGGCGCUGCUGACACUCCUGCAACUCGCAGAUCACGACACAAACAGCACAGUUCGAGUUAAAGCACUCUACGCAGUGUCCUGUUUAGUCCGGGAACAGGAAGCAGGUCUGCGGGACUUCGUGUCACAUGAUGGCUUUUCAGUGCUGAUGAGGGGGAUGCAGUCAGACAGUGAGAAACUGAGAACUAAAUCAGCAUUCCUUCUGUUAAACCUUCUGACCAGUCAUCCAGAACACAAAGAUACGGUGUUGUCAAUGGGGAUGGUGCAGCAGCUGGUGUCAGUUCUUCGCUCCCCUCAUUCCUCUGUACAUGAACAUGUGCUUGGUGCCCUCUGCUGCUUGGUUGAGGACUCUCCCCGUGGUGUGAACGAUUGCAGAGAUGCAUCGCUUGGCUUGGAGGAACUGCUCAACCAGCGAGUGCAGGACCUAAGGGGGCGAGAGGAGAGCUUGGAAGAGCUGGAAUGUUGUGAAUGUUUACGAGCGGCUUGUUUCCAAGGGCAACCAUUCCAAAGGAUGGAAUGGAAUGGAUCCAUAGACUGUAAAAAAUGUAAAAAUGGAUAG